AUGGCGCAGAGAGGAGUUCAAUUGUAUCGGGAAAGGUUCUCCUGUUCCAUCUGUUUGGAUCUCCUGAGGGAUCCGGUGACUACAUCCUGUGGACACAGUUACUGCAUGAGCUGUAUUAAAGACCACUGGGAUGAAGAGGACCAGAAGGGAAUCCACAGCUGUCCUCAGUGCAGGAAGGCUUUCAAUCGCAGACCUGACCUCCAGAAAAACACCCUGUUAGCAGAAUUAGUGGAGGACCUGAAGAAGACUGGAUUCCGACAUGCUCCUGCUGACCACUGUUAUGCUGGACCUGGAGAUGUGGCCUGUGAUGUCUGCACUGGGAGGAAGAUGAAAGCUGUCAAGUCCUGUUUGGUUUGCUUGGCCUCAUACUGUGAGUAUCACCUUCAACCUCACUAUGAUGCUCCGCCUUUGAAGAAGCAUAAACUGAUCCCCCCGACGAAGAGGCUCCAGGAGAACCUCUGCAGUCGACAUGACGAGGUGAUGAAGAUCUUCUGUCGUACUGAUCAGCAGUCCAUCUGUUACCUCUGCACUAUGGAUGAACAUAAAGGCCAUGAAACAGUGCCAGCUGCAGCAGAAAGGACUGAGAAGCAGAAGGAGCUCCAGGUGAGGCGACAACAAAUCCAGCAGAGAAUCCAGAACAGAGAGGAAGAUAUGAAGCUGCUUCAACAGGAAGUGGAGGUCAUCAAUGUCUCUGCUAAUAAAACAGUGGAGGACAGUGAGAAGAUCUUCACUGAGCUGAUGCGUCUCCUCCAGAAAAGAAGCUCUGAGGUGAAGCAGCAGAUCAGAUCCCAGCAGGAAACUAAAACGAAGCGACUUAAAGAUCUUCAGGAGAAGCUGGAGCAGGAGAUCACUGAGCUGAAGAGGAAAGAUGCGGAGCUGGAUCAGCUCUCACACACAGAGGAUCACAACCAGUUUCUCCUCAACUACCCCUCACUGCCAGCACUCAGUGAGUCUACACACUCAUCCAGCAUCAACGAUCGUCCUCUGAGACACUUUGAGGACGUGACAGCAGCUGUGUUAGAGCUCAGAGAGAAGCUACAGGACAUCCUGAGAGACAUGUGGACGAAUGUCCCACUGACAGUCCCCCUGCUGGAUGUUCGACUGUCAGAACCAGAACCUAAGACAAGAAAUGACUUCUUGAAAUACUCAAAAAGAAUCACUCUGGACCCAAACACAGCAAACAAACGUCUGUUUUUAUCUGAGGGAAACAAGAAAGUGACUUUGGUGAAGGAAAGCCAGUGUUAUUUUGGUCAUCCAGACAGAUUCACUUAUUUUCAGGUCCUGAGCAGAGAGAGUCUUACUGGGCGCUGUUACUGGGAGGUGGAGUGGAGCGGAAAAAGAGUUGAUGUAGCAGUUUCAUACAAGAGCAUCAGCAGGUCAGGACAAGAAUGUGAGUUUCGAAGCAAUGACAAAUGUUGGUCAUUAUAUUGUUGCACAGGCUGGUGCACAUGUUGGCACAACAGUGUUGGAAAUCUAACAUUAGUUCCGGUUUCGUCCAGAGUAGGAGUGUACUUGGAUCACAGAGCUGGUGUUCUGUCUUUCUACCGCGUCUCUGAAACCAUGACUCUCCUCCACAGAGUCCAGACCUGUUUCACUCAGCCGCUGCAUGCUGGGGUUGGGUUUUACGAUAAUGGAGACUCUGUUACUUUUAUUGAACUGUAACAACAAACAGUUCAAUAAGCUGUUGAAUGUUGAGGUCAGUGAUUGGAGAUCCAACUGGUUACUAUGUUUUUCUAAGUCACCGUCAUUGUCGCUUGUCCCUCACUGUUUGGUAAUUUCUUCUCUGCUCAGAGAUCAGCUGUCUUUAGGGAGUUAGGUUUUGUUCUUCAGUUGUUUUGUUGAUGUUGGGUUUAGUUUGAGUGCUGCCCCCUCCUGUUUCUUACCACUGCUCAGGAGGGUUUUAUUCACCUGAACUGUUUAAAUUGAUUCUGACAAAAUCCUUUUUUGGAAAUAACAACAAAAAGACAUUGCUUCUAUGACCAUUAUGGUAAUUUGAGAACAGAGUUUGUAAGAAUUAAAUUCUGUGUAUUUAUUGUAUUUUUCAUUAAUUCACUGUAUAAGGGUUCUUUGAUUUUAAUAUAAUUACUUAUUUUGCCAUACAGAAAAAACCAGCGCAGGUUGUUUGUCGCUGUUUAGGCAUUUAUGCUGCUAAAAUGGCCAUACUAGAACAAGCAAACAUUCUUACAUGUCCAUUACAGGUAUUUUUGUCUUCCCAAGUCAUUCCAGGAGAUUUGUGGUUGUUCAAAUGUGUUUUUUUUUAUCACUUGUUAAAUAUGGAACAAAAUUCAAUACUAUGUACAGUAGAAGGAAGCAGCAAUUAUGUCAAUACUUUACAACUGAAAACUGAUUUCUUUCACAACAGACACAGCUUCCAUGGUAAACAUUGCCACAAUUCCAAAAUGGCAACUUUUUAUCGCCUGAUAAUUUUAUUAAAAAAUGCACUAAAAUGUAAUUUAACAUUCCUAAAGGCAAUUUCUCCUGCUAUGCUUUGGCUAAUUAAAGAAAUGCAGCUGUUACUCCAAAAGAUCCACCGUUCAUUAUCAAUGACAUUGACUUUAUACCAAUAAAUCAAUAGCUUAAUUUAAAUUUUAAAAUUUCUCUUGCAUUUGUAACAUUUUCUGUUUUGCUUUUUUCACACUCUUAGUUUGUGAUUAUUCUCUUUUUUACUUUCUCUUUUUUUCUGCUCAGUUUAUCAUGCCAAAUGUACCUUUUAUGUUACA
Messenger RNA from Gambusia affinis (western mosquitofish), 2720 nucleotides. RefSeq names its product tripartite motif-containing protein 16-like. The record is from RefSeq and is a predicted model, not a curated record. Gene Ontology annotation, molecular function: protein binding; zinc ion binding. The coding region runs from base 1 to 1662 and encodes 553 amino acids. The transcript has a single exon. NCBI's taxonomy places the organism in Eukaryota, Metazoa, Chordata, Actinopteri, Cyprinodontiformes, Poeciliidae.